UAAAUGAAAUGAGGUAGCAUUAGCAUAGUGCCAAACUUAGCUGAACCCCACCAGGCCACCAGCCUUUAUUUCUCUUUCCCUUUCCUGGCUUGUGAGUUCUGAGUUCUGACCCAACAGAGGCCAGGCCACCACGCCCAUACCAUCCCAAUAUUCUCUUCAGAAGAGAAACAAGACCACAUCUAUCCACAUUCAUACCCACCUUAAUUUCCCCUUUUCCUUGGACUAAAGAGUGUAUCUUAAAGUCACUAUGACACUGACACUACUGCCUCCUCCAAAAUCACCAUUCUUGAAGACCCUUUUGUUCCUGUGCAGCACUAGUCUCCUCCUCCCUGAUGCUGAUGCGGUUCAGCCAAUCAUCCCAAACCCCUCCUCAUCUUCAACAACAGGAACAAUCCCUGCUUUCCCAGAACAAGCUGAUGCUGCAGGCUGCCCUCUCAACCUCUCAGAUGACCACUAUGAAGCCAUAAAGAGUGCAUGUGGCUCCAACAAACCUGAUGAUGAUGACCUCCACCGUAGCAGAUGCUGUCCUGUGCUCGCAGCGUGGCUCUAUUCUGCAUACUCAGCCACUGCUCUUAGUGCCUCACAGGGCCAUACCACAUCCUAUGACAUGCCCUUGUUGCCUGAUGACUCAGAAACAUGUGUGAGUGACUUGGGGAAGGCCUUGAAAGUUAGAGGAAUCCAGCUUUUUCAGCCCAAUGAGACUUGUGAUGUGGUCUAUUGCUACUGUGGCAUUAGGCUUCACCCUUUGACAUGUCCUGAGUCAUUCUCAGUUACUCCAAGUGGAAGUCUUGUUGUCAAUCAAAGUGUCAAAAGAUUGGCGAGGGAUUGCUCGAGUAGCAGCACCAAUGUCAACAAGUUUCCCGGCCUGGGUGGAUGCUCCAAGUGCUUGCAUAGUCUCUAUUCGCUUAGAAAGAAGUCUUCAAAUUCAAGCAAGUCAGAAGAAGAUAGGACCAGCAAGAUCCAUAACAAAGACUGUGAACUCAUGGGCUUAACAUGGCUUCUGGCUAAGAAUAGAACAGCUUACAUUCACACAGUUUCGGGGGUUCUUCGAGCUUUGAUGUUGAGCAGGGAAGGCUCUGACCCACAAUCAUGCACUCUAAACAGUGAUGGAAUGCCUCUUGCCGUUGAUUCCUCUGAAAUGUCAGAUGAAUCUUCAGCCACCAACCUACAAGCACCAAUUUUCCUCUCUCUGUUAUUUCUACAUUAUUAUUUCAAUGUAUUAUCCACCUAACUGCAAAAAAGAUUGAUCCCCAUUCCCCAACAUGGCAUUUGUAAAUUUGAAUCUAUGCUUUGGUGCUUAGGAGUGUAAUUUUUUUAUUUUCUUUCUUGGGUGUUAAUUGAAAUUGGUUUAUUUUGAUUGAUAGAAAAUUCAUAAUGGUUUUAAUUA
Messenger RNA from Glycine soja, 1387 nucleotides. RefSeq lists its product as uncharacterized. The transcript has 2 exons. The record is from RefSeq and is a predicted model, not a curated record. NCBI's taxonomy places the organism in Eukaryota, Viridiplantae, Streptophyta, Magnoliopsida, Fabales, Fabaceae. Bases 248 to 1231 code for a protein of 327 amino acids.